AUGGCGGACCAGAGGUCGAUUUUCCGGCCGUGGGUGCUGGAACCGAUGCCCCUGGGCAUGAACUGUAAGCCCUGGUACAACGACAAACUACCUUCCAGGUGUUUCGCAAAGCACAAAAACAGGCUUCUGAAGUUCCCCACCUCCCUGGACAGCCGGCAGUGGAUAUUUGUGAGGGAAGGGCUGGACGACUUUAGGAAAUGUUGUCCACCUGCUGAGGGUCUGAUCACUCGCGGCCCUAAGGAGGGGUUUCUCCCCAUAAUUUCUCACAGAGUUCCCCAACCUGCCCCCAAAACGAGUCGGGGAAAACCGUCCAAGGAAGCAGGCCUGUUUUCCACGCUCUCACCAGCCCAGCUAGCACGCAAAGCAUUCAUAGAGGACAUCGAAGCUCACCUGACCGAGCGUCCCUUGGUCCUCUACCCCAAUGUGGAAGAAGACAUACCUGCAGAUCUCUUACUAAAGGUCCUGGAAGUGCUGGACCCUGAGAGAAAGCUGAAGGAAACAUGGGCUUACUGUGAGGGUGAAAGGAAGAGCACCAGGAAGCCCAUGAAGCUUUGUAAACGUCAUUCUAGAAAAGUCUUUCCAGGAUCUCCCAAGACAACCGAGUCCCAUCCCGAAGAUUUGAUUCAGGAAGAGGAGCCAAGCACAGCAGAUGUGGACGCUGAUGCUUCUAACUCUAGAUAUGUAUCAGAAGGAAUCCUCGACUUCUGUGAAUGGGUUUCUACUUUUGGAGACUUUGGCAUUAAUAAAGAUUUCAUCCUGAAUCAGUUCGACAUUGCCUCUGAAUGCAAACCAACCUAUGAGGAUGUUUGCAUGAAGAAGGUAAACCUAGUUUCUUCAGAGCUAAAGUACAACACAGAGCUAAGUCAAAAGGAGGAAAUACAAUUCUCCAUUGAGAGAGAAGACUGGGAGAGAAAACUCCAGAAACCAUUGAAUCCCUAUAAACCGAACUGGGUGAAGAUAAGGUAUGGAGCGUGGUAUCUGAAGCCUAGGUUAUGGAAAAAGCUAAUAAAUGAUGAGCCUUUGAUUGACCCCAAGGUCUUACUUGAAACCCAAGGUAGGUCUUUUGGAAAGCCUCCUGAAUACGACAUUCUUGAAGAUCUUUAUGGUACAAUUGCCUUUAAGGAUUUUAUUAUAAGCAAGGGCUACCGGAUGCCAUACCUCCUUGAGAGGUUGUUCACCAGGAAGGGAUGGAGUUACGAUGCUGUUCAGACUCCUAUACCACGAAUGAUGCAAAAACAAGCAAUCUUAGAAAGCAAGGUAUGUGAAGAUGAUUACAAGAUUCUCUAG
Messenger RNA from Carlito syrichta (Philippine tarsier), 1287 nucleotides. Its product is annotated as protein FAM47A-like. The coding region runs from base 1 to 1287 and encodes 428 amino acids. The transcript has a single exon. NCBI's taxonomy places the organism in Eukaryota, Metazoa, Chordata, Mammalia, Primates, Tarsiidae. The record is from RefSeq and is a predicted model, not a curated record.